CCAAUCAGCUGCAAGGGGAGGGGCAGGUGUGAGAAAAACAACAGGCAAUCUGUGAUUGGCUGCUCAGGCUACUAGGAUUGUAUUAGCUGCUGCAUGACAAAAGGUGCGUAGGAGCCAGGAAUAAUAGACUUGUAUUGUAUCAGCUACAGAAUCUAGAAUACAAUUUGCCUGCUGUCUUCAUUUAUCAAAUACAGCAAGCAAAAGGUAAGCCUGUUUAUUUGGUGUGGGGGUGGGCAAUGUUACUAGAUAGCAAACUGCCUGUGUUUUUACAAUAAGAAUUGAUUCUAUUGAAUUACUGAGGUUCGGGAGACUCCAUUGAAAUGCUUUUGAAACGGGUUUGAAACUGGGAUUGCAGAACUCAGUUGGGAAGAGAUUGCACUGCAACCAGGAGAGCUACAAACCCUCAGGAUUGUCAAUCAGGGUGCACCACAAUGCGUUGCAAUGGCGUGUUGGCUCUCACCUGGGCCUCCCUGUUGAUCCUGGCAACGCUCACUCCCGUGGUCCAAUCACGAGGCGGCAGGGGCGGGUUCAGAGGAGGCGGGCUGAGAGGGCGAUUCGGGGGUGGAUACAAGCCCAUGGCCCCGCCCCCAGGGGGACAGCAUAUAAACCACGGCUCGUCCAAUUCAGGAAUGAAGAUGGCGGGCGCGGUGGCGGUGGGGGCAGUGGCCGGGGCGGCAAUGGGGUACGGGCUGGGGUCCGGGCUGGGGUCCAUGGGGAGACCACGCUUUCACCAGAGGUACGGAGACGACUUCUCGGAGGAGGAUCAGCGCGGUUACUACCCCGACCCCAUGAAUGGAAAUCGCUCCAUGAUGCUUUAUGAAGAUCAGUACCGCAACGAGGCUGGACAGCACACUGCCAGCGUGAGCAGCCUGCUGGGAUCCCUCACCCUGGGGCUGCUCGGGACCUGGAUGAAGGCUUGAGGGGCUCAAUGCAAUUAUAGCCAGGUUAUAUUGGACAUGGCAGGGGUGGAAAUAAGACUCCCUAUUGCAUAGCAGUUUCACCCAUUCCAGACUGGGUCAAAGUGCUACGCAAUGGGA
Polyodon spathula (Mississippi paddlefish) is the source of this 1037-nucleotide messenger RNA. RefSeq names its product shadow of prion protein-like. Gene Ontology annotation, cellular component: membrane. NCBI's taxonomy places the organism in Eukaryota, Metazoa, Chordata, Actinopteri, Acipenseriformes, Polyodontidae. Gene Ontology annotation, biological process: protein homooligomerization. The record is from RefSeq and is a predicted model, not a curated record. The transcript is spliced from 2 exons. Bases 432 to 920 code for a protein of 162 amino acids.